CAUAUCUGUUGCCUCCUCUUCGUUCAGCAAUCAGAAAACUGGUGAAAAUCACUCAUCGACGACAGAUCGACAUGAGGACUAGAAAUGCCGAUGCGACGAAAUCGGCGGCUCCUAAAAAGACGCCGCCGUCCAGGAAAUCGGCCACCAAAAACACACCCGAUUCUGCUGCGGAAUCCGUCACUCCAAAGACCUCGGAGACAAAGCGCAGCGCUGCUGCCAAAGCAAAGCAGGCAAAGAACAACGAAGCCGCCACAACCUCGCCGAUUUCCGGUUCUGAUUCAAAGCCUGAACAAGCUACAGUAACUGCUGAAACAAACGCAUCUACGGAUGCUAAUUUAGUGACGCCUGAAACAAAAGUUGUAUCACGCAAGAAAAUAGUGAAGAAAGUAGUGAAGGUAGUUAAAAAAACGCCUGCAAAGACUAAAACUCCUGCUGCAGAAAAAGCUGUUUCUGGGGAGAUGCCGAAGAUAGAAGAAUGUGUAAAGGAUAAGGAUGAAGAGAGUGUGAAGGAGGAAGUGGCUGCUGUAAAGGAAUUUGACUCUGUGAAUAAUGGGGAAUCUGCUAAUGAAAAUGUUGGGGAAUUAGCAAAGAAGGAAGAAACUAAUAGUGAAGUGGGAGAACCUGCUGCUGAAAAUGUUGCAGAAUCUUUAGAGAAAGGAAAAGCUGUGAUUGAACUAGAAGAACCUGUAGUUGAAUAUGGUAGGGAGAAUCAGUCAACAGCAGAAACCGAUGAAGACCCUGAGGAGCAAACUACAAUGGACAUGGACUUGCCUUCCAAUGAGGUCAGCGAGGUCCCUAAGGAUCAAGAACCAAUCAGCUCAGACAAAGAAGAGGAAGCGAAGUUGGUUGAGACAAAUUAUCUUGAUAACAUGGAAGACAAGAAAGUUGAGGCUGUUGAUAAAAAAGAAAAUUUCCAAGAGGAUUUGCAAGUGGAAGAGACCCAACCUUCACAGGAUGAAUAUGGUGGUGACGAGGGAUAUGAGGAGUAUGGUGAUAGGUUGGACUUUGAGGAUCAUGGUGAGGAUGACUUUGUAGAAGAGGAUCCUGAGGAGCCUGUUGAAGAAGAUGAGGCACUAGAAGAGGAGCAAAAGGAAUUAACAGCUGUAGCUAAGGAGCGUAAGAUAAAGAAAGAAUAUGAAAUAUUUGUUGGUGGCUUGGAUAAAGAAGCUACAGAGGAGGAUGUGAGAAAGGUAUUUGAGAAAAUUGGUGAAGUAGUUGAAGUUCGAUUGCAUAGGAAUCUUUCAACAAAUAAGAGCAAGGGAUAUGCAUUUGUCAAGUUUGCAAACAAGGAGCACGUGAAACGUGCUUUGUCAGAAAUGAAAAACCCUGUGAUUUGUGGAAAGCGAUGUGGAACAGCACCAAGUGAGGACAAUGAUACUUUGUUUUUGGGCAAUAUAUGCAACACAUGGACAAAGGAAGCUAUAAGACAAAAGUUGAAGGAAUAUGGUGUUGAAGGUGUUGAAAACAUCACUCUCGUCCCAGAUGUUCAGCAUGAAGGAAGGAGCCGUGGUUUUGCAUUUCUUGAGUUCUCUUGCCAUGCUGAUGCAAUGCAUGCAUACAAGAGGCUUCAGAAGCAUGAUGUUGUAUUUGGUCAUGCCGAGAGAACUGCCAAAGUAGCAUUUGCUGAACCUAUACGUGAGCCUGAUCCAGAAGUUAUGGCCCAUGUAAAGACAGUAUUUCUUGAUGGGCUUCCUCCUUUCUGGGAUGAAGACCGUGUUAGGGAACACUUGCAAGGUUAUGGGGAGAUAGUGCGAGUUGUCCUGGCCCGAAACAUGUCAACUGCCAAGAGGAAGGAUUUUGGAUUUGUUGAUUUCUCGUCCCAUGAAGCUGCUGUUGCUUGUAUUGAAAGAAUAAACAACACAGAAGUGGGUGAUGGGAACUCAAAGACAAGAGUGAAGGCAAGGUUGUCAAAUCCUAUGCCUAAAACUCAGGCUGUGAAGGGUGGAAUGUGUGGUGGCUUUCUGAUUGAUCGUGCUGGCAGUGGAACCUCUUCAAGAUUUGGAAGGGGUUUUGGGCGUGGUGGACAUCACUUCAACUGGUCAAAUUUCCAGCGCGGUAGGGGUUUCUAUCAGAGAGGGCGUGGUCAACCUAGUAGAAUGGGUCCCAACGAGUAUCAUUUCAAUAACAGAUAUGACAUGUUUCAUGGGAGGCAAAUUAUUGGCCGAGGAGGAAGAAGGGGUGCUCUCAGAGGUGGUUAUCACCCUGCUGGCAGGGGUGUCGCAGCUGGUGGUCCAUCGAGAACUAAUUUCAGUAGACCUUGGUUUAAUGCCUCUGAAAGAGGGCAUGGGGACCAUGCUUCCUCUAGGAGGCCACCAUUUUCUCCAGAAGCCUUUGAUAGGCCUUAUGUCGGGAGGCACUUUGAUGACCCUUAUUUCUAUGAUGAUGGUGCACAUGGAAUGAAGCGGCCAUUUUACAUGACUGACCAUGAACCUGAUUAUUCAGAACCUAGUAGGCUCAGGCCCCGGGUAGAUUAUGCUGACCCAGGAGUUCCAUUUCACGGGACACAUUAUCGUGACAAUUAUGAAGCAGGCGGCGAUCCUUACUCGCAUGGUUAUUAUGGUCCUGAAUAUGGUGCAUAUCCACCUUAUUACAGGAAUGAUCGUCCAUAUGGAGGUGGUUAUUACUAUUAGACAUAUGGCUGUUUGGUGGUGGGGCUUGGAAUAGCAGGAUGCGCUUCAAUAGUCACAGGCAAAUGGCUUGCUAUUGAAAAAAAUUGUUGAAGUCACGUCUCCAUUACUUUCUUGGUGUUUUCUUUCUGUUUUUCCUCUCAAUGCUCUUACUUCUUGCUUUCUCUAUCUGAAUCACAUGAUGCAGUGUGCUGAAUGUUUAAAUUGUCUAGUUUAGGUUGUCUCCAGAGGACAUAGACUAAGUGAUAUACUCUGUAUGUUGAGGAUUCGAAUAGGCAUUUUACCUUUUCAUUUAGGUUUGAACUACUUGAGGACUUUUGGAAUGAACUUUUCUAAAUUUCAGCUAUUGGUUUCCUGUUGUCAUCUUGAGCUGAAAUUGAAACCAUAUUGGUGACAUCUUUGUUUGAAAGAGAAUUUUAAAUCAAGGGGUUCACAGUCAAAAGUGGUGCAGUAGUUAAAAUAUCAAGCAAGCUGAUGGAGGCAUUAUGGAGACUACAUUGAAGAUUUGUGUAAAAAUGAAAAAGGUUUAGAGUUUGUAUGCCUAACAUGUGGGAAUUAUAAAAGCUUAACCUGUUAUAUGAUCUGAGAUUUUUGUGAAUUGGUAUGGAAUUGUGCUGAAUAAAUAUUAGUGGUUACUUUUGGUUACAAGGUGGAUGUUGAUAUCAUAUCUGUUGAUAUCGGAUUAAAGUAUUACUCGGAAUCUCUUGUCAUUUGUAACUUAUUUUGGUUGUUCAUUAACAUUAUCAAUGCUCAUAAAUAAAUCAUUGUAUAGUAUCAUAUCCGAGGAGCUAAAUAAUUGAUAGGUUCUCAUUAUGUUAGUUGGUGAUUGAGCAAAUUAAGUUUUGUAUGUUCUGAGAGAGAUUUUUAUGGUACCUUUAAAAAGAAUCUUUUGAUUAGGGGACAGGACUUUCUGGUAUUGAUGAAUGUGUCCCAUUUGAUGAAUAGAUUUUAGGGUUAAAUUUUAUUCUGAUUGCACUGUAUAAAUAAAGAAAUGACCUUAGUAUGCCUUUUCAAGGAAACCUCAUUUUACAGGAAAAUGUUUGUGCCUUAUAACUUUAGAUGGUUGAUGAAGUGCUUUUCAAAGCUUCAAGCAUUUUGGUGGGUGGUAAGGACCUGCAAUCCUGCACAUUGGGGUUAUAAUUUUGAUGCGUCAUUUCCUGCAAAUUCAUAUUUUACGAGUACUCAUGUCCUGACAAACUGGUUUAUGCCUCAAGUGAUUUGAAUAUAUCUCAUAAGACUAGGCUUAUGGAACAAUGAAAUGGUGAUUACAAUUGAAAAUGAAGGGCAUUAACUUUCCUCUCUUUUAUUCAUUUGAAAUAGAGGUAAUAGUUCUGAUCCUUGAAGAUUAGGAAAAGUUAACUACAUUUAAGUUAUUUGUUCCAGUUCAAGUUCACUCUUCCAAUAAUCUAUCUCUGGGUUGUCCAGUUUGGUUUAGAAGAACCCUUGUGUGAGAGUUCAUAAAGAUUCUGAAACUGGCAAGAAAUUGGAACACCAAACUGAAAGAAGUUGUGAGCUGAAUGUGGUUGGUUGGUUGGUUUUCCAUUGAGCCUUUUGAUUUCUCAGUUUCUCAGUUUGUCUUUUCAUUUCAAAAGUAGAUGGUUAGCUGUCUAAACUGAUUAUGUUUGUGUUUGAGAUACAUAUUUUAAAUGGUGGAGUCACUUUUCUAGUAUUGGUUUACUGUUUGAACCCUCAUUAACUUUGUGUGUUCGCUUUUGUACAUGGACUCACACAUGCUUUGUAAGACUACCAUUAGUAUUGGUAGACUGAUUAGUUUUACUUUCUUUGCUGCACUGUGUUCUUUGAUGUGGGUUCAAAAAUUGUGCUCAGUGCUGGUAGAUUGUUUGAAAUCUUCUUGAUUGUCUUGGCACAAAGAUUUUUUGAGCUCUUUAUUUCUUUUCUUGGGCAUAUUGAUACUCUGCAUGGCUUUUGCAAGCAGUCAGUAAUUUUUUUUUUUUUUGCUGAUGAAAAUGAUCAAUACCAUCAACUUGCUUCUCUAUUUUCUUGUUAGAAAUAAAGAAAAUGAUUCUGAUCCUUGAACAUCAAGAAGAGUUGGGCUUGUUUAGAGAGUAUGCUACCCUUUAGUUUAUCUGUUUACCCCUAGUUCCCUUACCAAAUGAUCCCCUCUAGAUAGUUACUAGUUUUUGUUUGGGAAACAGCUUUACUGCAGUGUUUUCAAGGAGAACUUUUCUGAAGUUGAAAUUCAAACUGAAAAAACAGUUUUCUGAAUCAAUUGGUUUGAUUUUGACUUUUUUUUUUUUUUUUUAAAAUUUCAGUUUUGACUUUUUGUGGUUACAAAAAUUUUAUGGUUAAUAAUUUGGUGGUCGUGUUUAUGUAUACACUCAUAUAUACUCUCUGUCUUGCUGCUUUUUUGAUUUUAGGUUGUAGGGUUCUAGAUGGACCGCUGAGUUGUUUUUAUUAUAAUUUAAAUCUAUGGGAUCAGCAUUAUUCCUAGCCUGCCUCACUUUUGCUGGACCACCCACUAGUCUCUUUUCUUUCUUCAUGUAGACAUGGAAGCGCUUAAUCUCAAAUCAAUCUCAUUCCUUGCUCUUUAAAGCUUCCUCUAUUUUUGCCCCCUUCCUUUCAAUGUUUGUUAUCUUAUGUUUUUCACUCUUAAUCUCACUCUUUAUGACCUGUGUUGCAUUUUUCUUUGAUUUGGCUUCUUUACCUUGUUUAAGUACAAUUGCUUUCUUUCCAUUCAAAUUUUAUCUUAAAGUUUCUAAGGUGUCUUUUCUUUGCAUUUAUGGUUUUUAUGAGUGAAAAAAGGUGGUAUAGAUUGUUGUAUUGUUCAUAUCGCCUUUAAUAAUUCGAUAUAUUAUCCAGCAACUCUGUCAUUAACACCAUUACCUAUUUGUCCGCCCAACUACCAUAAACUCUCUGAUGUUGCUGAUGCUGAUGUUUUUGCCAUAACACCAUAACCACUGCCCUGUGAUGACACCACCUGUGCUACAGAUACUGCCAUUAUCAUGAAUUCUAACUUCUCAUUGUGAACUUCUCUGCUACUUGUAGCAUUACAAUUGCCAGUACCAUUAUCAUUACAAUCAAUUCAUGUACACAACUACCGUCGACAUGAUUUUUCCGUUCAUAGUUUCUUCAGUUUAGAGAUAAUGCUGCUGGUUUUUGGAAAACUACAAUUUAAAAGCAUUAGUAAACAGUUGAUUUUCCAAUUGAGAAGAUUUGCUGCUUUCCUGAAACAGGUAAUUGAGUCGGUUAGAGAAAUUUGUUUUUGGUAUGUGUUCUUUGUUUUCUAAUGUUAGUUGCAGCAAUUGAGUCAGUUUGUUUUGUUUUGGUUGUGUUCUUUACUGCUGGCCUUUUGGACGAUGAUAUGUGAUCUGUGGCGACGACCAAAAGUGGGGUAAGUGAUGUUGGCUAUUGCAAAUAUGUUUAAAAGUGGUUAGUAUGUGAUUUUGAUUUGUUAGUUGAGCAGUUAGUCUGAGUCUGAUGGUUUUUUUUUUUUUUUUGGGCAGUAAUUUUCCUUUUUUUCUUGUGAAUCUAAUUUGAUCAUUUGAAUUCGAUAAUCGUUAUUGUGGCUUUUGCAAUCUCUGCCAUUUCGUUGAAAGAUUUAGCCGGUCGGUCAUUAUUAUGUUUCUACCUGCAGUUGCAGGGUGUCCUGGCAGUUUUUAGAGAGUUUAGCAGUAUUGUUAUAUGCGAAAUUAUUCUGGAUUGCAAUUAGUAGAAAGAGUGAGCAGCUUGAAAUGUAACUUUUGAUUGGCCUAAAAGUCAAUUUCACCCAAUCUCUUUAACGUUUUAACUAUUGCACCCUAUAAAUUUUUAUCAAUUGUAUCUCAAUUUAAAGUUUAGUGUCAAUUAUACCCUAGGUCAAGAAUUGUAAAAUCAUUGUAACUAAAAAAGAUCAAUUUGAUUGUUGAAUUUU
Molecule: messenger RNA, 6498 nt
Organism: Jatropha curcas
Lineage: Eukaryota; Viridiplantae; Streptophyta; Magnoliopsida; Malpighiales; Euphorbiaceae
Molecular function (GO): RNA binding
Source: RefSeq, a predicted model, not a curated record